UUCGCUCGGCACGCUUAGGGCUCGGUGGCUCGCUCCGCUCCGCUCGCCACCUGAUUACUAAAGGUAAUAGUUGGUGGCGUGGAUAGUAGAGGAACUAUCCCGCUGGCGUAGCUCCUCCCCCUUGUGUUGUGACUCCUCCCCCAGACGGAAAAGGUCCCUUAGCCCACUUGAUUCUAGCAUCUACCGUCACCCCGGGCCGUAGGUCCGUUUGAUAGAGAGAGCGCAUGCGCAGUGUACGCUAGGCGGAAAGCUAUUCUGUUUCCGUUCUAGUGCUUGGGCGAGUAUCUCUGCCUUCUGUUCACAGCUUAUACCGCGUUCUGAGGGAAGGGGGUAACAUCGACGUUUCCGCUCGUCAUUGUUUAGCGUAAUACAGCGGCGGCGCAUCCGGGCCAGACUGUCUCCAAAAUGAAGGACACCAUGAAAAUUUUCAUCGGUAAUGUGGAUGACCGAACCACGCAGGAGGAGCUGAGCGAGCUGUUCGAGAAGUACGGGCAGGUGGUGAGCUGCGCGGUCAUGAAGCAGUACGCCUUCGUCCACAUGCGCGGCGUGGACCGGGCCAUGACGGCGAUCGACGGCCUGAACGGCUAUGACCUGAACGGCAAGAAGAUGGUGGUGGAGCUGUCCAAGCCCCGGCCUCAGAACACUUGGAAGAUCUUUAUCGGCAAUGUCGGCACCGGCUGCGACGUCAACGAAAUCCGCGCCAUGUUCGAGGUGUACGGGCGGGUGGUGGAGUGCGAUGUGGUGAAAGAUUAUGCGUUCGUUCAUAUGGAGAGAGAAAGUGAAGCUAGGGAAGCUAUCGAGAAUCUGGAUGGCAAAGAGAUAAGAGGCAAACGGAUUAACGUGGAGAUGUCUAAUAAAGCUACGAAGCCUCAAAACUCUAAUGGUGGCUCCCAUGGCAGCCGCCCUCGUAGGUCUCUAGAAUAUAGAGAUACGCCACAGAGCCGCGCUGAGGCAUAUGACCGCAGGAGAGCAGCUGAAGCAGCCUAUGCAUCCUUUGCACUAAAAUCACAAUACGAGCGCUAUGCCGGAGACUCUGCGCGAUAUGCCUAUGAAAGCAGAGAACGUCCACCUUCCCCGCUAUACUACCGUGACAGAAGUCCAGUGCGUAGGCCACCUGCAAGUGCAUACUAUGAUGCACUGGCAUCAAGAUACCGUUCUCCGGCAUCAGGGUACGGUUCCUUUUCAUCUAACUUUGAGAGCCAGCCAACUUCUUCAUCAUUGUCUUCUGCAUAUGGAAGCCGAGCAGCUGCACUUCCAUCUGGUUAUGGAAAUCAGACAGGAUACGAGAGCCAAUCUUCUGCAUAUGGCACAGAACCCCCAUCUUCCUAUGGCUCCCAAAGUUCUGCAGGCUAUGGGACACAGGGAUCAGCUAUGUCUGCCACAUAUGGGUCCCAAGUGUCGUCAGUCGCGCCGUCCUACGCUUCUCAGACCACAUCCAGUGCUUAUCCAUCACAGACUGCCUCUAACACCUUUGCGUCGACAACUGCGCUAGCUGGUGCAUAUCGUCCGCAGCAGCAGAGUUCUGGCUAUGAGGCUUCCCCAGUAGCAGGCCUUGGACCACAGUCUGCUUACUCAUCUCUGCCUGCACAAACAGAAGCGCCGAUAUACGAGCGCGCUCGUCUGUCACCGCCGCCAAGCUCUGCUGUAGAUACCUACAAUAAAGUGGAAGAGGAAUAUAAAAGGCUUGCUUCUGACCGCCGUUUCUCUGAAUUGUCUGAUUAUCGCCGUUUAACACAAGAGUCGCAGGAUCCCUUACGCCGAUCGCCGCCUAUAUCUCAGCUGGACUACCGCCGCACGUCUGAAAUGCAAUCCGAUUAUUCUCCGUAUACUUCUUACAAUGAGUAUCUGAGAGCAGCACAAAUAUCUGGCUAUAUGCGCCGUUUGUAAUAGUGUUCCUUGGUGAUUAGAAAUGAUGUAUGUAGGUUGAUAUAUCCACUUUCUGUUUUAAUUAAUAUGAAAAGGCAGACUUUUAUAGUUUUUUUUUUUUUUUUUACAGUUUUGUUUGAUAGAUCUCUGUUUAUAUGCAUACCUCUUUGCUGGGGGGAAGGGGGGGGCACGCAAAUCAAGCAGAAUUGAUAGACCCUGUAUACAGCUCGGCGUUUGCCAUAAAAAAAAACAGUGUGUUGGUAAGUAAUAAUAUUUUUUUUUCAUAACAUCAGGAAGUAAUUUGUUCUUUAAAACAAAUAAUGCACUAGCUUCCAAAAGUGCAAGUUGGAAUAUAUAUAUCCAUUCACUUGGUCACAUAGGAAAAUGUUCUCACUUGGUCAUCUGAUCAAUUUCAGCUGCAUUCAGCAACUCCGCUCGUACUAUAUGUAGAAUAUAAUUUCCCUCUUGGAGACAAAGGGGUAUAUUCAAUUAAAGUCAGUUCCAUUCCGACAUGCAUUUGUCAGAAUGGAUCCGACAAGACCUAUUCAAUGAUUGGCCGUUCCCGACAAUCUCAAUCUGACUUUAAAAAAAAGUCGUAUUGAGGAGACGGGGUAGAUGAGGAACAUUGCAGCGUCGCAGGAGGAUGGGGCACUGUCACCAGACCUCACGGCAGUGUCCACCCGG
Messenger RNA from Pseudophryne corroboree (corroboree frog), 2550 nucleotides. RefSeq names its product RNA-binding protein 14-like. Bases 406 to 1887 code for a protein of 493 amino acids. The record is from RefSeq and is a predicted model, not a curated record. Gene Ontology annotation, cellular component: nucleus. Gene Ontology annotation, molecular function: mRNA binding. The transcript is spliced from 3 exons. NCBI's taxonomy places the organism in Eukaryota, Metazoa, Chordata, Amphibia, Anura, Myobatrachidae.